Molecule: messenger RNA, 672 nt
Organism: Aspergillus terreus NIH2624
Lineage: Eukaryota; Fungi; Ascomycota; Eurotiomycetes; Eurotiales; Aspergillaceae
Exons: 2
Coding region: 1-672 (223 amino acids)
Source: RefSeq, a predicted model, not a curated record
AUGUCUGAUCCUGACACGAAUUUGAGCGGAAGAGCUCGCCAUCUCGCCGCGCUGAAAAGUGUCUUCGAAGGAACCGGAGAACCGUGGGUAUAUCUUGCCGUGUUCCUGAAAUUCCUCUUCGGGGAUAUCACCUUCUCAAGCAUCCGACGUCGCGAAGUCCCGCAGCUCAUCCAAUGUCGUCAUGCAAUGAUGGACCAAGCUUUUGCGGCCAGCCCCUGUGUUGCAAUUAGGACAUGGGAUAGAAAUAAAAAUCCAGGGCUAGUGGUUUACGAUCUUUGUUUGUCGGCGAUGGAAUUUCUGCGCAGUUUGGGUAAGGAGGUAGCCCAAGAUGAACAACAGGACCGAGUCAGUACGAAGAUUCGUGUCGCUACCUUGGCUUAUCUUUGGAAAUUUGCCGAUGAUCUGGAUGAUCUACGUCGCGAGUUUUAUAUCCUGAAGGAUCUGCCGCCUGAUAUCGGAGUACUACACUUGUGUGGUUGCGGGCUCUGUGUGAAGGCCAACGGAAAGGAUGUCUUAGGCUGUUGCCAGAAAGAACAUUUGAUACUGGGAUCACUCGAAAACAACAUGGACCAUAAAGUCAACCAUGAUAUGCUGAGGCUCAUCCAGCCUACGGACUACACAGCGCUGAUCCAAAUCAUCCAACGCUCAAAGGACGGCCAAGGCAUAUUUUGA